AUGGGCAUCUGUUUCGUCGGCAAGCGGAAGAAUUUUGAAGAGUUUAUGGAUCAGUACAUCGAGCCGCAGCCCGGUCCGCUGGUGACGAUUGACGGCAAAUUUCUGGCCGAGCACCAGGGCGUCCACCACUUCACGCUGGGAAAGCGGAUACAUUUAAAAGGCGAUCAUCUGGGCUAUUUUGUGGCGGACAUUCAGCCGGCGACGAACACGGUGGUUGUGUGUAGCGGCUCGCAUCAUCCCCUCCUCUACGCCGACGAGUUUUUGAUCAAGCUGCCCGCGUGGAUUUCCCGGGAUCCUAUCGACAAUACGCAAAUGGGAGAAAAAGUCAUAAAAGCGGAAAUUGGCUGGAAAAGGCAUGGCGUGUCUGAUGCCGUG
Mesorhabditis spiculigera is the source of this 375-nucleotide messenger RNA. The record is from the annotation of a GenBank genome assembly. Lineage: Eukaryota; Metazoa; Nematoda; Chromadorea; Rhabditida; Rhabditidae.